Ailuropoda melanoleuca (giant panda) is the source of this 4384-nucleotide messenger RNA. It is a transcript of the gene SUGCT, whose product is annotated as succinyl-CoA:glutarate-CoA transferase. NCBI's taxonomy places the organism in Eukaryota, Metazoa, Chordata, Mammalia, Carnivora, Ursidae. The coding region runs from base 66 to 1187 and encodes 373 amino acids. The transcript has 13 exons. The record is from RefSeq and is a predicted model, not a curated record. Gene Ontology annotation, cellular component: mitochondrion. Gene Ontology annotation, molecular function: succinate-hydroxymethylglutarate CoA-transferase activity.
CGGGCGGAGCGCGCGCGCUGUGCUGUUUGCUCACGCCGGGACCUAGGAUAUCUGAGAGGCGCGCGAUGCUGGCGACGCUGGCGAGGGUCGCGGCUGUGCGGAGAGCCCGCCUUCUCUUCGGCGCGGGCGGCGGGAGGGGUUUGUGGACCGGCCGCCCGCAGUCAGAUACUGACAAUGUGAAGCCAUUGGAGGGUGUAAAAAUUCUGGAUCUAACAAGAGUACUGGCGGGACCUUUUGCUACUAUGAAUUUAGGAGAUCUUGGAGCAGAAGUUAUAAAAGUGGAAAGACCAGGAGCUGGUGAUGAUACACGAACUUGGGGGCCACCUUUUGUGGGGACAGAAAGUACUUAUUUUCUCAGUGUUAAUCGAAAUAAAAAAAGUAUAGCUGUUAAUAUCAAGGAUCCAAAAGGGGUGAAAAUCAUCAAAGAGCUUGCAGCUGUUUGUGAUGUAUUUGUGGAAAACUAUGUCCCUGGCAAACUGUCUGCAGUGGGCCUGGGAUAUGAAGAUGUAGACAAGAUUGCUCCUCACAUCAUCUACUGCUCCAUCACAGGGUAUGGUCAGACAGGUCCACUGUCUCAGCGAGCUGGUUAUGAUGCUGUUGCCUCUGCUGUUUCUGGUCUGAUGCAUAUCACAGGGCCUGAGGAUGGAGAUCCGGUUCGUCCAGGAGUGGCCAUGACUGAUCUCGCUACUGGCCUCUAUGCCUAUGGAGCCAUUAUGGCUGGAUUGAUACGAAGAUAUAAAACGGGAAAAGGACUGUUCAUUGACUGUAACCUACUGUCAUCUCAGGUGGCAUGUUUGACCCAGGUAGCUGCUAAUUAUCUUAUUGGCCAAAAGGAAGCGAAACGUUGGGGCACAGCUCAUGGCAGUAUUGUUCCUUACCAGGCUUUUAAAACCAAGGAUGGAUAUCUUGUGGUUGGAGCAGGAAAUAAUCAACAGUUUGCUACUGUGUGCAAGAUCUUGAAUUUGCCUGAACUGGUUGAUGACUCCAAGUAUAAAACUAACCACCUUCGUGUACAGAAUAGAAAAGAGCUUAUCAAAAUACUAUCUGCACGGUUUGAAAAAGAAAUGACCAGCAAGUGGUUAUACCUCUUUGAAGGCAGCGGGGUUGCAUACGGUCCAAUCAACGACAUGAAGAAUGUAUUUACAGAACCCCAGUACUUUAGUCAUUUUUCAAAUGGAGAAGAUUGAUGUUACCUAAACCAAGAUAUCAACUUUUGCUACUACCCCAGGAGUCUCUGAAAAUUGCCUUCUUAUCCACCAAAAAGUAGAUCCUGUUACCAUUCUGACAUCAAAGAUUCUUAAUCAUCCAGUGAUAAUUACUGACAAUUGUACUCUAUCUGCAAGAAUAGAGUUGGUCUCUUUUAGAUAUAAUUUCAUUCUUUGCAGUUUAAAUACCAAAUGUAUACAAAAUUUAUCUGGAGUUUUAGAAAUUUAGAGAGCAAUGUAUUACUGUUACAUUUUAAAAAUUAGCGCGGACGACUCAGGCAAUUAUAUGUAGGACUGUUUGGCAUGAGAGGUAAGGACAUUUGGCUCUUUUAAAAAGAAUUCCCUAUCAUUUUGAGUUUUGAAAGGAAUGUAAAAUGUGAAGAAAUCAGGGAGUUGUGUUUUAGGACUACUUUAAAAAGUUCCUCCGACAAACCUUUAUUUUACUAACAUACCCAGGGCUAGGGAUUUAGCAUGAAUUUAGUAAUUCUCUUCCUUUCUGAACAAAUAAAUUUAAAAUCGACUUAGCAGAUACACAGUAAAUGUUGUUGAUGUAUGAAUCAGUGAAUGAAUGAGUUGGUUAACUCUGCCAAGCAGAGGUUUUCCAAGUGAUCAAGGGGCUGUUGUGCACCCCUGGGUGGGGCUGACAGCGUCUCUCUAUAGCCUUUGUUUGGAAAGUGCUGCAUAAUGGUUAAGACCACGGAGUCAGAAUUGUUGGGCAGUUCUAGAAACUUACUGAGCUUUAGUUUUCUUAACUGUGAAGUGGUGUAAUAGGUUCUUUUCUCUAUAUUGUCAUGUUACAUGAGAUAAUGUUUAUCAAGGGCAGUAGGGAUUGCCAGAGGUAAAGGCUCAAGACACAGUAUUAGCUCUGAUUACGAUGGUACCCUUUAAAGUAAUAUUUUUGUUAAAAAACACCUUCUUCGGUGGAGACCUUUGUUAAAGGUUUUAUUUUUGUUAAAAGACCACCUUUGGUGGAUACAAACAAAUUCAGUGUGGCUGUGGGGAUGGGGAUCCCUAGCUUAAAAAUCAAGCUGUAAUAUUCUUUUAAGGAAAGGCAUCUGCAAACUCCGUGCCAAGAACUUCUGAACCCUUCAUCAUUUCUGAUUGCUGAAACUCCUCUUAUAUUUUAUUUUGCGUAAAAGUAUCAUUUCCGUUUAAGGUGUCCUCCCUUGUUUUUCCCCCGAUGAGCUGUAGACUUUCUUGGCCCCCAGGGUGCGUGGAACCGGCCACUUGUGCUCAGAUGUGGGACCGCGCCACUGGCGCCCCUGGCUGGCUCUCCACGCGCCCCGUGCCAGCACAGCUGCUAGCUCAACUGAAAACUGAUUUGGGUGAAGUACAAGGUCUGGAACAUGGUGCCGGAAGUGAGGCUUUGAUGAAGUGAAGAGGGGUAUGUCUAACCAAAAAGAAAAAAAAAAAGUCAGAAGCAUCAAAGCACAGGAGAGGAUUUUCUGGGGGCCUGCUUAUCAAGUGGACCAUUCACAUCUCAUCUGUGGUUUGAGCUUAGUAGAUAACAAAAAUGUUCUUGAUGGUAGAAACUAUUUCAAACCUAAAUACUUUUAUCAUGGCCUCAUGUUCUGAGGAAACUUGAUUUUUUUUUUUGACUCAGCUGAAAGAGCAGAUGAUUUUUCCCCCCUUGGGUAAAUGCAAGGUUGCCUACCUUUCAGCCUCUGAUUAUCUGCUGCAGACAUUGCCCAGUUGAAGGAAUCCUCCAAGCAUCCCCUGUUAAGGCAGUCAAGAAUACUGUGAGGGUUUUGGUCUGUAUUUAUAGAUCGCUUAGAGAAAUUUUGAUCCAAAAGCCUUUUAGUGGUAGUUUUAUUGUUUUUCUCCCUCGGUGAUGAAUUAUCUGUGGAAAACUCUGUGUAUACUAUAGAAGUGUAAUAUGGAUUAUCUGCAUAUAGAUUUCAAGAGUCAUUUUUUUAAGUGCUUUCUUAAAAUAUCUUUUUUAAAUCAGGCCAAGAUUGUGCAGUACAUUAAAGGAAUUCUUAAAAAGUUUAAAAAACUUGCUAGAUGACCUCAGUAUGGUCCUAUUUAACAUACCCUGGGGAACAUGUGCAUGAAAUACAUUGUGGUUUGAGGUUUUCCAACCCAAACAAACUUAAAAGAAAAUGCAGCUUUUAAUAGAAACUAUGCAGAUUCCUGCAAAAAUAGGUAUGGAUCCCACCACAGAGAGCAUUUAACAGCAUCAUUAUCUACCAUGAGAAUCAAAAGAGAUUGUGUUAUCCUGUUUUUUUUUUUUUGUAUUUUGCUUAAGACCGUGUAUUUGGCGAUUCUAAGUGUAUUUUUUGAACUGUGCAAUUAAAAAAUAUAUAGAUAUGGAUGACCAAAUCUGUGGUUGAUUUUUUUUUUUCUCCUUGAUGCCAUGACCCAUGGGUGGGGAAGAGAGGGCAAUGGGUGUUGCCAAGCUGGUGUUAUUUAACAGAGCCUUCACAUUUCUACCACACAAGUUGAAUCCAUCAGGUGUAAGACAUCACCCCGAAGCAUCACUUCUGAGAACUAUGGGGAGGGAAGUAUCAGAACUGAAAUAUCACAGCUGGCCCUGAUUUUAGCUGGUGCCAAACACCUGCAGGCUAAAAGGAUACCAAAACAAAACCCCACCCCGUGGCAGCAAGCCAUCCCUUAACAACCCUUCCUUAACUUUGUAUCACCAUCAAAAUUAAUUUAAUAUUUUCUACAGAAACCUUCUUCUUCCUGUCCCAGAAGGCCAUUACAAGUCCUUUAACAAAUCUUUUCGUAUGGGAUAAAUAGGUCAUAGAAGCAAGCAGAGCGAAGUAUUGAAAUAUUUGAUAGCUUAAAAUUAUCUGUUGUUUUCAUAUCAUUAUUUGUGGAAGCCUGUGAAGUUGGAGGUUUUAUUAAUCUCUAGGCUAGCUCAUAUUCUCAAAGCGAUUUGGUUUUUUUAGCACAUCUGGCAAACUAUCUGAGCAUCUGGGAAAAAAAAAAGCUUUCAAUAUUCAUAUAGUAAGUGUCAGAAGCACCCCAAAAUACAAAGCUGUUUUUCAAGCCCUUUCUACACUCAUGCAUGCACGCACUUCUGCACACGCACAUGUACACACUCACACACACACACACGCAUUGUUGAUGCAUUUUAAAGAUUGCCUUCUCCAUGACACUAGCUAAUAUUUAUUGAAAUGCAGUUCUAUAGUCCAGGAGGGCUUACGCACCUCAAUCACAAUUAUAUCCUUGUC